CACUGAGAACUAUAGAACCUACAACAUUGAGAGUUUACCUCCUUCAUAUUUCAGUGAGUUUCAACACAUCAGUGAUGGAACAGCGUCUGUUCAUGCUCCUGUGUUUCACAGGAGCCGUCCCUCUCGUCCUGUCUGUCCCUAUUUACUUUCUGAUCCAGCAGGGGAAAACAUGGAGUGAUGCUCAGGCUUACUGUCGAACUGAAUACACUGAUCUGGCUAUCAUCAAAACCAGUUAUGAAAUGAGUCAAUUUCAGUAUGAAUUACAGGGACAAAAAUUCAGUUCCAGUGCUUGGAUUGGACUGUACGAUGCCAUUAACAGCUGGCGCUGGUCCAUGGGAAAUGAGCCACUGGGAAGUGCGAAACUGUGGAAUUCAGGACAGCCUGACAACUGGGCGAGUAGUGAAUCGUGUGUUGUGUUGUACGGUUCUGGAUGGUCUGAUAUACCAUGUAGUUCCGCAUACCCCUUUGUGUGCUUCGAUGGAAUUAAAACUGGCAAUCAGAGGUACAUUUACAUCUCUAAUCGUCUGACAUGGUCUGCAGCUCAGUCUUACUGCAGAACACAUUAUACUGAUCUGGCCAGUGCUAGAAAUGCAACAGAAAACUCAAUUAUAGCAGGACUGAUCACUGGCUUGGUUUGGAUCGGUCUGUCCAGAGACACCUGGAAGUGGAUAGACAAUACCAGCUUCUCUACCAGCAGCUGGAUGUCUGGAAAACCUGAUAAUGCUCUGAAGAAUGAAAACUGUGGUUAUAUAAAUAAUGGUCAGGCUGCUGAUGCACAGUGCUCAGACAUAAUGCCUUUCUUCUGUUACUCAUCAAGCAAAAGACGAAUCAUAAGAGUGAAGGUACAGUCAAGUCAGGAUGUGAAUGAUCCUGCACUAAAAGAGGCCAUGUUGGAGCAGAUCAAGCAGAAACUAAAGGAUCAUGGGAUGGCAGAGAACAUCACAGUGAAAUGGAAAAAGCAACCAGAUGGAAAUGUGUUUUUCAAGGAGAAAAAUAAUUAAAGUUCAGGAUAAAAAGGGUUCUAACCCUAUUCUGUUUCUCAAAUUAAAAAUAUCUAUGUUAGUGUAAGUGAUAUGCUCAUUAUAGGUUGGUUGAAAACAUACUGAGAAGUUAAUCGUAGAUGAAAUUGUAGAAUAUUUAAAUAUAUCUUACAGACCUUGGAAAGUUUAUCCUGGUCAUUCAAUGAUCAAGCAUUGUACUAGCCAUUGAUUCACAAUGUCUUCCUUUCUUCAGUUUGGUGUUUAAUCAUGAUUAAAAAUACUAAAUGUAACGAAUGUGCAUGCACUUCCUCGCUCAUGUUUUAGAAGGAACAUUGGUUCCUUUUGUACAGAAGCAGAAAUAAAUUGUGAAACUUUCUACUCUU
Tachysurus fulvidraco (yellow catfish) is the source of this 1363-nucleotide messenger RNA. Its product is annotated as putative C-type lectin domain family 20 member A. Bases 75 to 1001 code for a protein of 308 amino acids. The transcript is spliced from 6 exons. The record is from RefSeq and is a predicted model, not a curated record. Lineage: Eukaryota; Metazoa; Chordata; Actinopteri; Siluriformes; Bagridae.